AUGCGAGGAAAAGAUGUGUCCUGGAUACCCGGUCUGGAUCACGCCGGCUUAGCCACUGAGUUGGUGGUGGAACGUCAUCUGGCAAGGGGUGGAAAGGGCAGAUCAGGCUCAGUCAAUCCACGUCACGAUCUUGGUCGAGAGGCCUUUAUCAAAGAAAUUUGGAAGUGGAAGGAAUCAAAGUCGAAUUCGAUAUUGGAUCAGCUGAAUCGUCUGGGACUUCUGCUCGAUUGGCAUUCAGAGUACUUCACAUUCAGUCCCGAACAUAGUAAAGCCGUGAAUGAGGCUUUAUUUCGAUUGAGUGAUGCGGGAUUGCUCUACCGUGCCAACAGUCUAAUCUCCUGGUGCUGUCACCUUCAAUCUGCUAUCUCUGAUAUUGAGGUUGAUCGAAAGGAAAUUACAGAAUUCACCAAACUCUCUGUUCCUGGGUACGCCACCAAACAGGAAUUCGGUUACGUAGACGUCUUCAAUUAUAAACUACUUAAUGAAGACGAAGCAGUUCCAGUUGCCACUACUCGUCUGGAAACGAUGCUUGGUGACACCGCCUUGGCAGUUCAUCCUGACGAUUCAAGGUAUGCCCAUCUCAUUGGAAAGCAGGUGGUGCAUCCGUUUGUUAAGAAUCGGGUUCUACCAAUUAUUGCGGAUGCAGAUCAUGUUGAUCCAAAUCAAGGCACGGGUAAGGCUGACUAUUUUUAA
Molecule: messenger RNA, 693 nt
Organism: Rodentolepis nana
Lineage: Eukaryota; Metazoa; Platyhelminthes; Cestoda; Cyclophyllidea; Hymenolepididae
Source: the annotation of a GenBank genome assembly